Molecule: messenger RNA, 993 nt
Organism: Cantharellus anzutake
Lineage: Eukaryota; Fungi; Basidiomycota; Agaricomycetes; Cantharellales; Hydnaceae
Exons: 9
Coding region: 1-993 (330 amino acids)
Cellular component (GO): MIS12/MIND type complex
Source: RefSeq, a predicted model, not a curated record
AUGCACAUUUGUCUGAAAUCGCCACUUCGAUGUGACGACAGAAAUCUCCAAUCCAAAUUCCGUCAUUCGGGUGACCCUUCACCUGGGUUAAAUGCUGCGACAGUAGACACGGUGGAAGCGAUGAAGGAUCCUCGUACGAAGAGUAGAUCCCUGGCGAAAGGGGGAGGAACCGAACCAGUCUUCAGGACGAAGAAAUCGAACUUCGCAGCGAUUGCAUCUGCGGCAUCUGGGGAGGCCAACGCUGCGGCAGCAGUUGGGGAUGCCAGAAGAGAAACUGGACCCACCAAUCAGAAUGUCACUGUGAAGAUGAUUCUGAGGGUGAUGCAGUUCCCGAUGAACAGUGGUAACCUGGGUCAAAAUGGAAGUGAACGACGGACGAAGACCCCGGGUGGGCCUGCCACUUGGACUGGCAGUGGUCCCAAACGCGCGUUCAGGAAAGCGAAUGAGAAAUGGACCGAUGAAGAUUGUGCCUUAUGUUUUCCGCUUCUUGCAGAAGCUGUACCCCACUACUUGAAGAAAGCACGCAAGGAAGCUAUCGAUGCCGGUCGCGCCUACGCAACUUUGGAGGAAGCGAAGAUUACCAAAAGCUACGAUGCAACAAUAGCCAUAGACGCGCUCCAUGCAUGUAUCCUCGAGGCCCGUCGUCGUGACAAAGCACGCCGUGAAGAAAACCCACCACCACCACCCCAACUUUCAUCUUAUCCCGAUACAUGGCAACCUCAUAUGGAUCCCCGUGCUUCCGUCCGCGCACAUACCGUUCCUCUCAUGGGAAUCGAAUUGGAAAGAGUGGAGAAGGAAAUUGCGGCAGGGGAAGCGCGCAACGAGAUCCUCGAUAGUAAAUUAAGAGCCAAUAUUGCCGCCCAGCAAGAAGCCACCGCUCGAAUACGCGCUUUACUCGAAAAAUUCCACGCAACUGUCUCAUCAAUGUCAAAUCCCCAGAUAGCCGACCUCGAACAAUGGGCGAUCAUGAUGGAAGAAGAGGGUAAAGUUUAA